AUGGACAGCUUCGACGUGAUGAGUGUAGAGUACGGGAGCGAAUACGACAAGGCAUGCAUUCACACGGCCAUCGAAAACUGGUAUGGUAGUUUGCAGGCGUUCUCUGCCUACGUGCGGGGUCCUCUUCGCGAAGAUGUGCUGAAACCCAUGCAGACCCCUGGCAGUGUCUCCUUUGGCUAUAUAUGCCUGCUCACGUCGCCAUUGAUGGCGGUUUGCUUAGAAGGUGUGCUGGCGAUGGUUAAGGCUGCCACACCCUUGAACAUUUUGCUGGGUUACAUUCUAAGCUACGUGGUCGGAUUGAUACUCCUCUUUAUGCCGGCUUUGCUGGUCCUUCUGAUCUACCUUUGCGAGCGGG
This is a messenger RNA of Symbiodinium sp. CCMP2456, 355 nucleotides long. NCBI's taxonomy places the organism in Eukaryota, Dinophyceae, Suessiales, Symbiodiniaceae. The record is from the annotation of a GenBank genome assembly.